GCUCCUCCUCCUCCGCCUCCCGAUGCGCGACUCCCCCACCGCCGCCGCCGCCGCCGCCGCCGCCGCCGCGCUCCAUCCCGUGCCGAUCUGAUCCGGUCGUCGCGCGGAAAAUGCCUCGUCAACACCACCACCUCCACCACGAGCCGCCCCCGCCCGCCUGCUGCUGCGCCUGCGGCGGGGGAUGCGGCGGCGGCGGCGGCGGCUUCCCCGCGCCGGCCAGCUGCUACUGCUACUACCCCGCGCCGCCCGCGCCCGCCUCCGCCUCCGACCACCUCCUCCACGCCAUCGCGGCCCACCUCCUCCUCGGCUCCGCGUCCCCGGCCCCGGCUACCCCGCCGCCGCAGCCACAUCCACAGCCCCAGACCCAGCCGCCGCCUCCCGCCGCGGCGCACCACGCGUACCCCUACCCCAGCAAGUACCAGUACCAGUACCAGCAACCCAAACCCCAGCCGCAGACCAACCCGUCCGAGCACAGCCACGUCGUGCUCCACUCGCUCCUGCGCCGCGUGGCCGCGCUCGAGUCCACCCUCCCGCACUGUUUCACCUCACCGCCCGUGCCGCCCCCGCUCCGUCCGAACCUUCGUCACCGCCGCGUGGCCGCGCACCAGGAGGAGGAAGAGGACGACGACGACGAUGACGAGGAGGAGGAUACUCCGCCCUCACCGCCGCCGCGGCAACGGCGUGCGCGGGCUCCGCCUUCACCUGCGAGGGAGCGCGCGGCGAGGACGAUCCAGGCACACUUCCGCCGCUUCCUGGCGCGGCGGUCCCGCACGCUGCGCCACCUGAAGGAGCUCGCCAUCCUCCGUUCCAAGGCCGCCGCGCUCCGGGGUUCGCUCUCCGGCCGAGGCAGGGUGGGCGACCCCGCCGUCAUCUCCGAGGCCGCAAUGGCCCUCCUCUUCCAUCUCGACGCGAUCCAGGGCGGGGACCCGAUGAUCCGGGAGGGGAAACGCGCAGUGAGCCGGGAACUCACCCGGAUCUUGGAGUUUGCUGACAAGGUGCUAGUCAAAGAGCAUGGGGAGAUUGCAAAAAAUGGCGCAUUGGACUGUAACGACUACCAUGAAGGUUGCAGUGGCGCAAACAAGAAGAAGGUGAGCUUCUGCAGUAAUGGCAAAGUCCAAGAGCUGCAUUACGAGGCAGUCGCAGAGGAAGAGCAUUGCAGUGAUGCUGAGGAGAGCUCUGAGACCUCCAGCUCUGCUGAAGCUGAUGAGAGGAAGCGCACAUACAGCAAGAAGAGCGCUAAUGGCAAGCCCGGCCUUGCUGCGCCAGCGCCUGUGUACAUGGAGUCAAGGAGGAUUGACGGGGAAAGGAGAUAACCUUCGGUUUGCAUCCUGUGAUGCGGCUUCAGGUUUAGAAUCAUGUGGAUUUUCGUGAUGUUUUUACAUUCCUACUGUUGUUUAUUUUUCACUGAUAUUUCCUGAGGAGAGGUUGGCACUUUUCAGAUGGAGUUUUGAUCUUUGGAACUAGGAGCCUAAGACUGUUGUAUGCUCAAUUUCCCUCGGUGUUUAUGGCCUUUGUUGCUGGGUGUACAAUUGCACUGUUAACUUAAGCCAUUGAUAAUUCUAGCUUGAAACUUUUGUGCACUAAA
Messenger RNA from Oryza brachyantha (malo sina), 1585 nucleotides. Its product is annotated as BAG family molecular chaperone regulator 8, chloroplastic. Bases 111 to 1313 code for a protein of 400 amino acids. The transcript is spliced from 2 exons. The record is from RefSeq and is a predicted model, not a curated record. Gene Ontology annotation, cellular component: plasmodesma. Gene Ontology annotation, molecular function: protein-folding chaperone binding. Lineage: Eukaryota; Viridiplantae; Streptophyta; Magnoliopsida; Poales; Poaceae. Gene Ontology annotation, biological process: protein folding.